Molecule: messenger RNA, 903 nt
Organism: Epithele typhae
Lineage: Eukaryota; Fungi; Basidiomycota; Agaricomycetes; Polyporales; Epitheliaceae
Exons: 2
Coding region: 1-903 (300 amino acids)
Biological process (GO): regulation of DNA-templated transcription
Cellular component (GO): nucleus
Molecular function (GO): zinc ion binding; DNA-binding transcription factor activity, RNA polymerase II-specific
Source: RefSeq, a predicted model, not a curated record
AUGCCCUCCGACCACUCCUCUUAUCCCCACCAGCACGGGUACGCCCCAGGGCCCCCGGAUGGCCACACGCAUUCAUCCAACGAUGCGGAUGUAGUCGCCUGGCUCAAUGCAUUGCUUUCCGAUCAAGAACAUGUGCUUAACCCGCGCUACUACUCUGACGGCACCCAGCAGUACCUCGCCAGCGGCUUCCCCGAUACCGCACAUGCGCCGGGCACGUUCCCUCACACCACUUAUCCUCCCGCAAUACAGCACCCUACUUCGUACUCCCCCGGCCAGUACCCAUCCGGUCACCCCUCCGGCUAUCGGCCUUCUUUUCAACAAGGCUCUUCGACAAUGUCGGGCAUGGCCGCCCCGGUUCACGCGUACCCUCAGCACCCCCACUCGGGUGCGCACUUCACUCAGGGCGCACACCAGCAACACUCCUACCAGCAGAUCCAGCACCCGACCGGAUCGCAGCUAUACUCUUCUCAGUAUGACGCCGGCUACGACCCUGCCUUUGGCCUGAACGACUUCGACGGCUCGAGCCCGGGCGAGAGCGAGCCCGGGGGCAGCUUGAAGAGCAAACCCAAGAUCGCCCUUGAUCCCAGCCAGCCUCUGACCGUCGACGGGAAGCCCCGCGAGCGAGUCUGCGUGGCCUGCAACCGAUGCCGUGUCCGCAAGCUCCGCUGCGACGGCGCAAAGCCCGCCUGUCUCAGCUGCCAACACUCGGCGGGCGAGGUCUGCGUCUACCCAGACCAUCCCAGGCGGCGCGGCCAGGACAAGGCGCAGCGUACACGCUCGGCCGUCGGGACGCGCAAGCCACGCCGUCCCGCAGCGCGCAAGGGCUCGAAGGAUCCGGACUCGGCGGGGAACGUCAGCCCUGGCGCAGGGCCCAUCUCUGGCGCGCAGUGGACCCCGUACUAG